AUGCGUCGAACUUUCAUGCUAAAGUCGAGUCCUGUCGCUUACGACCAUGAAGAAAACGUGAAGCUGAGCAUACAGUUAAAUCGUUGGCUGCUGAAACCGCUCGGUGUUUGGCCGAAGUCAGCCGACCUUUCGCGGUUAAAGAAAUUUAUAUACGUGACGGUGAACGUAGUUUGCCUGUGUCUGAUCUGUUUUCUUCUCGUACCGUCCGUCGUCUUUAUGGCGGUUGAAAUCGAGGGUACGUACAACACCAUUAAACUCACCGGACCGCUGAGCUUCUGUCUGAUGACGAUCGCGAAAUAUUCGUCGCUGAUCUGCCGCGAAAGUUACAUCUGCAGCGGCCUUCGACAUAUCGAGGACGAUUGGACGAACACGCGAUAUUACGGCGAUCGAAUGAUCAUGAUCAGGAAUGCGAAGUUCGGCCGGCGUCUUGUCACGAUCUGCGCAUUCUUCAUGUACGGCGGCGCCGUCUUUUACUACCUCGCUUUGCCGUUCAGCAACGGCAAGAUAAAGGACGCCGACCUGAACUUGACGUAUCGGCCGCUUCUGUUUCCGGUUGCCCGGAUAAUCGCUGACGCGCGAUACAGUCCCGUCAGCGAGAUCUUUUUCUGGGUCCAGUGCCUGGCGGGUUUCAUCGCGCACUCCAUCACGGCCGGCGCCUGCAGCCUGGCCGCCGCGUUUGCGAUGCACGCUUGCGGCCGUCUGGAAGUUCUGAUGGAGUGGAUCGAACAUCUCGUGGACGGACGGGAGGAUCUGUGCGACAACGUAGAUGAGAGAUUGACGAUGAUCGUGCAGCAACACGUGAGAAUUUUACGUUUCAUAUCGUUGACGGACACACUGAUGCGCGAAAUAUCCGCCGUGGAAAUUAUUGGGUGCACUUUGAACAUGUGUCUUCUUGGAUAUUACACUAUCAUGGAAUGGGACAAUAAAACUAAUAUUAUAACGUAUAUCAUUUUAUACAUGUCCUUUAUGUUUAAUAUUUUUAUCUUUUGCUACAUUGGCGAGCUUAUCGCCGGACAGAAAUUGGAUCCGGCAAACCUGACGUAUUAUGUGGCCCUGAUCAGGGAGCAUUCCGGUAUGUCCUAUUUAGGAAUCCCUGAUGCUGGCCUGAUUAGGGAAAACUUAGGCAUGCCCUACCAAGAUAUAGCCCGACUUGAAUCUGAUCAGGGAACGCGCAGGCACGCCCUACUAAGGAACGCCUGA
Messenger RNA from Pseudomyrmex gracilis, 1200 nucleotides. RefSeq lists its product as uncharacterized. The coding region runs from base 1 to 1200 and encodes 399 amino acids. Gene Ontology annotation, biological process: sensory perception of smell; detection of chemical stimulus involved in sensory perception of smell. NCBI's taxonomy places the organism in Eukaryota, Metazoa, Arthropoda, Insecta, Hymenoptera, Formicidae. Gene Ontology annotation, molecular function: olfactory receptor activity; odorant binding. The transcript has 4 exons. The record is from RefSeq and is a predicted model, not a curated record. Gene Ontology annotation, cellular component: plasma membrane.